Messenger RNA from Auanema sp. JU1783, 1188 nucleotides. Lineage: Eukaryota; Metazoa; Nematoda; Chromadorea; Rhabditida; Rhabditidae. The record is from the annotation of a GenBank genome assembly.
AUGUUUAUGGAUCAUGUCAACCUUCAGAAUAAAAUUCGAGAGUUUGAAAUCCGUAUCCGUAAGUGGCGUCAACUCAGAUUCGGAUUUGCUGAACCUGUAGUACAUCGAAGAAGUGCUUCACAGGAACCUCAUAAUAACAAUUCCGUAUCAGUGCAGUCCAGUCCUGCACACCGAACACCUAUUAGUAACGUUCCUAUCGGUUGCCGAACCACACCAAUGCAGCGUCGUGAUUUAGGACUUGAUCUACCAAAGUUUCAAAAUGCCAGGAGUCCAGAACAGCAAGAGAUUGAAAGGCGUUAUCAAGCAGUCAGAGGAGAUUCAGGCAAACUAACAAUAAAAGGUGAAACUAAGUUAGUAUCUUUCGAAGAGUUGACUUUGGAAGAAGAAAUAGGUAAUGGCAGUUGUGGUCAAGUUUCUCGUUAUACGCUGGGAAAUGUUGUGAUGGCUAUCAAGCAAAUGGCAAGAACGAAUAACCCUGAUGAGAACAAGAGAAUCAUCAUGGAUCUUGAUGUGGUAACGAAAACUAAGGAUUGUCCUAAUAUAGUCUUGUGUUAUGGAUAUUUUAUUCAUGAUUAUGAUGUUUACGUUUGCAUGGAAAUCAUGGCUACUUGCCUAGAUCGUUUAUUAAAGAAAACCAAGACAGGGUUCCCUGAAAAAGUUAUCGGGAAAAUGGCCGUGAGCAUUUUGAGUGCUCUUAGUUAUUUGAAAGAUAAUCAUAACGUUAUUCAUCGAGACAUCAAGCCUUCUAACAUUCUCAUCGAUUGGAGUGGUACAAUCAAACUUUGUGAUUUCGGGAUUAGUGGGCAGUUAGUUGAAUCUCAAGCUCAUUCCAGACAAGGAUGUCCACCAUACAUGGCUCCCGAACGCCUGUCAGACACCGUCCGUGAUUACGAUAUUCGUUCUGACGUUUGGUCAUUUGGUAUAACUUUGGUUGAGCUGGCCACUGGAAAGUUCCCCUAUGCUGGCAGCGGGUUUGAAAUGCUAACAUCUAUUAUACAAUCUCCAUCUCCAUCUCUUCCCGCUGAGUUCUCGCCCGAAUUCCGGAGUUUUGUUGAUCUUUGUCUCACGAAGGACGUUAAGAAGAGACCAAAAUACAAUGUUUUGAAGAACGAGCCCUUCAUCAAGAACAGUAUUGCUGAUAGAGUGACAGAUGUAGGCUCUUGGUUUGAAAGUGUUUACACUAUAUAA